Messenger RNA from Lymnaea stagnalis (great pond snail), 9997 nucleotides. Lineage: Eukaryota; Metazoa; Mollusca; Gastropoda; Lymnaeidae. The record is from the annotation of a GenBank genome assembly.
AAUGCAGUUCAAUUCGUAGUCGUUAUACUUUUGUUGUUAUUAUUGGCAACUGCAAUUUUUCUUGUUUAAGCUAAGUAAGUAAACAUUUGUUUGCUAAAAUUCAAACUAUAAAACGCUUUUUUUAGAGGAACUAAAGAUUUAUUGUUCUCCUUGCUUAAGUACUUCUAUAUGUCACCGGUAAAAUAAAACCAAAGCGAGCUUCAAACUUACUCCAGUUACCCAAGUUUAAAUUUAAAGUAAAUUAAAGUAGCCUAUUUUGAUUAUUUUGACACCAAAGCCGCCCACUGUGAUGUCAAAGCCUCUCACGGAUGACCAUAAAUUAUUAAAUUUCAAGUUAGGGGCCUACUUAGUUAAUACUGGAACUACUGCUGAGCCUAAUUUGAAAUUGAAAAAAGAAAUAUAUCUAACUUAAGUAACUAUAACUAUACUAUAGGCCAUAGGCUUACUAGCCUACUAGUACUAGUUGAGUACUAGUAACUAGUCAUUGUCUGAAGUCUGAAGAAGAAUAUUAUAGCGAAAGUGCAGCAGAAAUUACAAAUAGCAUAUAUUGUCACAAAAGUUUACUUGCAAUUUGAAAUUUCAAUUGGAAAAUUACACUCACACACACUGAAUAGGCCUACCUUAGGCUUACUUACUAAUUACAAAUCACAUGAUAGCGACCCGUUAACCCUCUAACUCUUAAAAUCGUACAAUAAUUACAAUAUCAUUACUCGUCAUUACAAAAUCUUUCAAUAUGUUAUCUUAAUAGUUAAUAGUAAAUAAUGUAAACAUACUUUUACAGUAAAUAUAAUGAUGUAUACACCUCUAAAUCGUAAAUUGUGCGUCAAAACGUAAGAUUAAACAGUUUUAAACAGGUCUGUGAUAGGUACUAAUUUUUUUUAAGCUUCUAUUUACUAUAUUAUAUAUAUUUAUUUAGUUUUAAAUUUUGUCUAAUUAUUAGGCCUAUCUGAUUAUAAAAUAUAAUAUUACUUAUACUUAUAGUCAUAUAGAUCUUAUACUUAUACCUAUUUGGAAGUAUUCUGCUGCAGUCGCUAAAAAUUUUUAAGACCAAGGAGUCAAAAAAAUGCAUGUCACAUUCACAUCAGUUUCAGGAAUCAAGAUGGAUAAAUCAAAUGCAGCUAAAAAAACUAUUUGUCCCCAUCAUGCCAUAAGACAUAUUGUUAGGCUAAUGAAUUAUAUUAGUUAUUAUUGCUGAACCUUAUGCCUUACAUUUUUAUAAUGCCCAUAAUUUGUGAUUUAAUUUUUUUCAGGCUUUUACUGCAGAUAGUUGAAUCAUGGCAUCAAGAACAGGAUUAUUUCCUGCUCAACCUGCUGUUACAAAGUCAAAAGUCCCAACAAAUAAGUGUCACAAGCCUGGAACUGUAAGGAGUAAAAAAAAUGAACAGUUGCCACUGACAGGCAUCACUAAAUGUAAAAAUAGUCCUGACGUUGGAGCUGCUCCACAUGCAAGAUGCAGUGCCUGCUCUGUCAAGAAGGAUAAGCAGAAUCUUGCAUUAAAAACAAAAUAUGCUGGUUCUCUUACAAAUGCAAGCUGUAGAAAAUCUUUUACUGGGAGCUGUAUCUCUAGCAAUAGUAAGGUUACUUCUAAGAUUCAACUGCAAAAUUUUUAAUUUUUUUAUCAUUUUAUAUUUUUACAGAAUAAUGACAUUUGAGAACAUUUAUUUUAAAAUUGUUCGAUUUUAAAAUGUUAGCUACAUAGUAAAUUAAAAAAUAACCCUUUUUUUUUCCUCUCUCAGAAAUCCUUUAAUUUGACAUCCAUAUUAAUUGCUGACAUUUUUUUUUCAUCUGAAUUCAUUGCAUUAUAUACAUACAUGUUAUAAACUCAAGUGCAUUUUUGUUGGUAAGGAAGCCAGGAAGUUCCUGAAAGGUGUGGUGGAGUCAACCUGUCAUGCUAAAUUAUAUCAACAAUAGUUUUAAACAUCAUAUUUAGCAACUGGCUGAGUGUGUUUUGAAAACUUUACUAUUUAUUUUUUCUGUGCUCUUUUCAAGCUAUUAUGGGCUGAAAUACCAUUUGACAUUAAUAUUGUCUACAACAUUUUGUUUACAUUUCCUCUCCGUAAUGUAAAAUGAUAAAUCAUUGUCUUAUUCAAUGCUAUAUAAAAAAAACUUAUAGUAAAAAUAGACUUAACGAUGACAAAUCAAACCUAUUUAACAUAGUGUGAACUUAAAACAGACUUUUGCAUGGGAUUCUUAAAUUAAUUAAUCCAGACUACAUCAAGUAAAAAAAAAUUAUUUUCUGGCCUGAUAAUAAUUAAAGUUUCACUUUAAUUUACAUAUGACAGUAGAAGUUACAAAGAUAUUUUGCUAGAACUAGAAGGCUUAAACUGGCCAGAUUGAAAAAUUAAUACAAGAAACUGAAUGUUUUCAAAGGUUAUGAACUCCUGACACCAUAAAAGAUUUUAAUAUUUUGACUAUAAAUCAAAGCCAUUUCAGGAUUUAAUAAUUGCAGAGAAAUAUAUUUACCUGACAGCAAAAAAAGAAAUAAUUAAUUCCAAUACUAUUGGUAUUUGGGAUUCUAAAGUCACAUUUUAUUAAUUGAAUACUCUUUAAAGAAAUCAUUAAAGAAAUUGUUUAUGGGUCAAAAGAGACAAUAAUGUUUGAAAUGAAAAUGUACUUAUUAAAGGAUGUAUUCCUACAAUGUCUCCUUGAUUCUGAUUUCUUUUUAGAUGCUUACAUUUUGUUAUUCAACAGUUAAAAUCUCACCCAAGAGCAUUCUCAAGAAAAAUGAAUUAAAGGUAGCCUUUACUUUAAAUUUGUAGCUGGUUGAUAUUUAGUCAGAUUUAUUUUAAGUCUGAAAGAUUUUUUAAUGCUUUAUAUCUAUCAAGCACAAAAAUAAAAGAUUUGUAGUUAUUAUUAAGGAUUCAAACUUCAACUUUGAAUUCAGAUGUAUGUAAAAUUAUAAAUACAUUGAUAACAAGUUUAAUUAUCUUAAUUAUAAUUUUAGUCGAAUGUAAAAAAAAAAAAUAUUUCAUUAUAAAUAGCUUCAAGGAAAUUUUCUGUAAAUUGGAAGAAAUUACUAAAUUUCAGAUUUGUUUUUUUUUUUUCAGUAUCAUUCUUAGUGUGGUCAUAGUGUGGCCAUAAAAAUAUAUUUGAAGGUUUUUCAUAUUGCUACGACUAAUUUUAGGAUCCAUUAUAUUUAUAUUUCUCUAGAGUGAAGUGAAGCGCCACGUACAAUUUAAUAGAGCAACAGAUCAAGCUAGCCUCAGGUAAUUUUCUUUGGUGCAUAUUGACUUUGUCAUUGGUAUUUUGGAAGAUUUGUUGUUUAGAGAAAAAUUGAAACAUAGUUGUGUGGAAAAUUAGAAAAGUCGAUUAUUAUAUGCUAAGUUAAGGUAAAGUGUAUACUUAGAAACUAUGUACUUGUAUUUUUUUAAUUUUAAAAACUCAAGGAUUAAAUUACCUUCAUUAUUUUGAAAAACAACUUUUAUGGGAUAGAUUCACCUUCAUUGCUAACAACUUAUGGGGUGGAGGGUUGUAAAUACCAAUAAUAUAUUGUGUCCAUUUUUUUAAAUAAAAUAAAAAAUAUAUAACUUAGUACAUUCAUUCCUCAAAUUCAUAGAAAAUUUUCAUUUUUUUUUUCAGGGCUAAACUAAAUGAAUGGUUAAAACAAAAAGGAAAGACACCUAGUAAAUACAGAGAUUUGAUGAGAUUUGGUGCUACUGUCUCUGCUAAAAAAAGAACGUCAGGUCAUUUUGAUGCUACAACUAAACAAGAGCAGAAGGUAAGAGAGGGAUAUUUGGGCUUUUCUUUAUUGUCACUCUUGUUUCUGCUCAACAAUACUUAUGGACCCGCCAUGAUCAAAAUCGUAUUUAUUUAUUUUUUUUAAAUGGUAGUCUUCAAAGUUCCCUUCUGGGGUAAAAGGUAACGGAUAUGCCUCAUAAACAAAAGGUUGAAAGUUUGAAUUUUUUUUAGGUUUAUCCCUAGCUCAGAGCUAACUGAAAUGAAUUUGCCAGCCAAUUAUCCCAACCCAAAAAUAUGUAUCAUGUCUUGCCUCUCUGUCGCACAUUGUAUCCUCAAAAGUAUUUUAAUUUUAUAAAGUUCACAGCAAUGUCUAAAAUAAGAUUAAAAUGCCUUAGUCAAAGCAGUAUAACUAAAUAUUUUUCAUCCACAAACUUCAAUAGAAAAAUGUACCAUACAAACUCUUAUAAUAUUUCACAAUUAGUCCGUUGUUAAUUGAUAAAUGCUCAUUUUUCUUUUAGUUAAGUGUGCUAACAUCUUUUCAAACAUUUUAGUAAUGCAAUGUAAGUUAAGUUAAAGGAAUUUUCUUCCUGAAAGUAGUCUCUUAGUACUUAAACAAAGUAUUUCUCAAGGAACUCAUUACUCUAUCCAUUAUUUAUAAAUUAUAUGUGUUUAUUGGCCUCAAUUGGGAUCUCGUAUAGUACUUCCUUGAUUUUUAUCUCGUUCUGUCCAAACACUUCUGGUUCCCCCUGUGAAUCCCUGUGUAGUACACAUUUUUAUAUUUAUUGAGAUAAGUUUAUGUUCUAUCAUUUAUCAUUUUUAUUAUUUUUAAGGCUUUCUACUCAUAUUAGAAAUAAAAAGCUUUAAAGAUUUAUGUGGGGGAGGGAUCUGUCUUUUAUGUCAAAGUUUAUUUGUUAUAGUUUUAUUCUUUCUAGGGCGGAAAUUCUCAGAAAGAAGUUGCUAGGAAAAAUCUUUUUGGAGAACCACCUGUUAGGGAACAUGUAACUACAGAUGAGGACAAAGAAAAUGACCGCCUCAAUAGCACAUAUGAAUUAAUGGACACAGUGAAGUCAGAGGCUCCCCAAGGUAUUUGUUUUUCAUAACAUCUACAAGCUUUCUAAGGCUCUCUUAAAGUUGAAAGCUUGCAUUGAAAUAUCAGGAGUUUUGAAGUAAAAUUUAUAUUUAAAAUACUGGUAUUCAACCUGCAACACUGAUUUAUUUCUGUCCCCAUUUAUAUGACUAGAAUAUUUGUUGAUCGGAUUAUUUGGCUGCAUUUUUUACAUGUUAAAAUUCAAAUUAAACAAGGCAUAUAUGCCAAAUAAUAAUAAUAUGUAUGUUAUAUUGCAAUGUGUAGUAUUAUUUGGAAGCAAUACAGCAUGACUAGAAUUAUAUGAUAAAUUAAAGUUUGUGGUUGCUUGUACAAUAAAAGGUUGAUCUUCUCAUGGUUUUUUUAAAUGUAUUGUCUAAUAAAUAUGAACAUAUUUUGUCAGAAUCCAAAAAUGGAGCUGCUGAAGAAAAUUCUUGUUUGCUACCUGCUCCUGAAAAAGACAUAUUAGAGAAUGUUAAUAUUUUACUGGAUCAAUGCUUAAACUUGUUUUACUCAGUAAGUUUUGCUUUGCUUUUUAUAAUAAUACCUGAUAAAAACUUUUGGAGUUUGGGAAAAAGAGACAUGAAACUACAAGACAAUUCAAUAGCCAUUUAAAUAUUGCUAUAUUAAGCUAUUUGAGAGUUCUAGCCAUAAAUUUUGAUGGCUGGAACAUACAUUAACAUUAUGAAAUGAAUAUAGUUUUUUUGUUUUUUUUAUAAAGUUUUUUUUUUUGGGGGGUGUUUUUUAAUGCAAAUAUUUUUCUAAUAAUUUUAUUCUCUUUUCAUCAGAAUAACAGAAUAAGCCAUAUGCUUUUCUUCUCACUCUUUGUGAGGAAAUGUGUACAAUAUCUCAUAAAUGAAACUCACUUUGAUUGUGUGUCCGAUGAAAAAUAUUUAAAUUUAUAUUGAGUGUUUAAUUGGUGAAAUAUAAAUGAAUACAGAAUGAAAAGUUAUGUUGUUUUUGAUGUACUUACUAAUGAAAACCAACUGAAAUACCGAAAGGUAAUUACUGUAAAAACCAGAGACGGUUCCGAUUCUUAUGACAGCUGCAAAGAUGAAAAGAAGAAAAACUCUAGAAUCAAUUCAUAAUUAAUAUUAAUGGCAAAAUAUGUUGUAAUGAAAUGUGCCACUGAUUUUAAAAAAAUUUACAUCCUUCAUUUUGUUUUUGUAGGGCUGUCCAUUAGAGGAUGUUCUUUCCUGGCUUUCUGAAAUGGAAGCUCAACUGCCACAGGUAGCCACCUAUGCCCCAUUCUAUAUCUGUAAAGCCAAAGUGCUUGCAGCCUUCCCUCAGAUGGUGAUAGAUGUGUACACAACAGCUAUAAGAAAUAAUGCCCAGGUUUGUUCAUGUAAACAUAGUGAAAGCUAUAAUCUUACUAGCUGCAUGUUAACUGCCCAACAUUCUGCAGAGGUGAUGAUUUUGCACUUCGUAAAUAUAAGAAGACAUUUUAUAUGCAUGUGUGUUAGGGCCCUUGGGCUAUUGAAAUUGUCCUUUGGCUGCCCUUAAAUGUUUUGGUAUGUGAACACUGGUAUAAAUCAGCAAUAAGUUAUGGAUGCAAUUAUAAAAUGAAAUAAAAUCACAUAGAUUUUUUUAAUAACUUUUUUUUUUUUUGGUCCAUUUUUUUUUCUAGCCAUGUGAUAUCUUAGCAAGUGAAAUGAAACUUGCGACAACUAAGUACAUUGAACCUUAUGUCGAGCCUAGUUUAAAAGUACCAGAGGACAUUUCCUCUGAAUUACACUUUGAUGAAACUGACAAAGUGGUGCAGUCAUCCAAACGACUUUCAGCCAAAGUGGCCAGGCCUAAAACUCCUAAAGAGGGCAGCACAGUAAAAUACAAAUGUAUCACUCCUUCACGCAGGUAAGAUCUCAACUAUUUAUUCUUUUGUAAUCAGAGUUUGCUCUGACCCUAGUAUUAGUAGUUUAUUGUGAAAUUUAUAAAAUUAACUUUUUAUUUCAUACUACCGGUACAUCAAUUAAAUGUAGGCUAUAUUCCAGAGAGUGGCAUAGCUAGGGUCAGUGCCGCCCGGGGCGAGCCAAGAUUUUUGCCAUCCCCUUCCAUGAAAAAUAUUCUGAAGUUGGCCGAAAAUGCCUCCCCUUAAGUUAAUAAAUUCUGAAUCACUGCCUAUUAUCAAUACUAUUCAAUUCAGUUACUUCAGACCUGUUUACUUUUAUGAUUUUGGCGUACAAUGUACGAUCUUGAAGUGUAUACCUUAAAUAUACUGUAUGUUUUAUUUUUAAAAUUAAGAUGGUGUAUUGAACGAUUUUUAUUCUUUUAGUGAUCCCACUAUUAAUUUUUAUUGUUAUCUUAGAAGAUUAUACAUAUUAUUUACACAAUAUCAUUCCAGAUCCACAUCUGAAACGGUCUUUGCCAUUGUGACCCCGGUACGUCGUUCAUUUAGAUUGUCCAAUAACUACACCACCCCGUGUCAAGGUCUGAAUGGUGAUGUGGUUGAGAAUGUGUCUGAGAUACGCCCCACUGUGAGGCGAUCCAUGGUUUUUAAGGGUAAUCCUGCCCUAGCUGGGAGUGAGGAACUGUCCAACAAAUUGCAGUUCACUGCUGCAGUUCAGGAUCAGUGCUAAAUUUUUUUUAUAACUUUCUCUCUUUAGAUUUUAAGGUGUUCUAGAAAUGAAAUUGCUACCUAUUUCAGAGCAGAUUAUAUCAACUUGAAAAAUUAAACUUUAAACACCUGUUAAUUGUAAAUCUUAGGUAAGGAAUGUAGAGUGAUUUUCCAAACAUAUUUGAAUUGUAAAUUACUGUUAGACUUAUCUUAAUCUGCAUUGUCUUUUGCAUUGAUAAGUACCCCGGUACCAGUAACCUUGUUUUCUAAAUGAUUUGAUUUUAAAGAUGCUCUCUGUGCAAUAUUUAUUAUAUGCAGAUUUAUGCACUCUUUUUGUAUGCUUAGUCAAAAAUAUUUUAAACUCUAUAUUUAUGAUUUUAAGCUUCCACUUUACUAUUAGUUUUGUUAUUCAUGGAGCUUUAUUAUUUGUAAAUAAAGCCAAAGAAAUGUCAAAAGAUGAGAUUGAUUUUGAGAUUUAUUUUGAUUUCUCUUUCAAAUUUUAUUGUUUGUCACUUGAAGAAAAAAAAUUAAAUUUAAACUUACAUUGGGGCCUUGGAAUCAUAACUAGUCAGUUCCAGAAGUCAGUUCAAGUUCCAAUUCGUUAGAGUUCCAAGACUAUUUUAAAUAAAGUAAUAGAAACUAGAUAAAUUCAUUCCUGGGUCCCACUAACUAUAAAUCACAGUCAUUUUUUUUAAGUUCUCAAACCAGCCCCUACUGGCUUUUAACUCCUUAUGAGCACUAGAUUCAGGCAUGACUUUCACUAAAUCAUUGUGGAGGACCUUGAUUUUCUCACAAAUUAUCGUCUCAGAAAUGAAAUCAUAAGCCAGAAGUUUCUCAUUAAUCCAAACUAAGAGGAGUUUUCCCACCUCUUCCAUACUCUUCUUUCUCCCCUAGAGGUCAGUGUCGUAACUCCAGCUCAUUGCUGUAACCCCAGGUCACUGUCAUAACCCUACACUGCUUAGAUAGCUUCUAUAUUUUUAACCCUUUCAUUACCGCUGGGUUUGGGCAUCCAUUUUUGCUGACUCAGCAAUAAAAACUUUACACACACCCCCACCCCCCCAAAAAAAAAAAACAGAAGGAGAAAUUUUAGGUACUUUUCAUGCUCUAUCCUAUUUGCUUAUUAACUUCUUUAUAGUUAUAGAUUAACGAAUAAAGAAAUAUAUAGCAUUGAAAUAUGACGUCCUUGGUAUUUCAGAAAAGUUAUUUUCCUUUUUGUUGUGACGUCCUUGGUACCGGUAAUUGAAAGUGGGUGAUCGUGACGUCGCAUCGACGUUAUCGGUAACGAAAGGGUUAAAUAAUUUUACAAACAGUGGACCUAAGCUUCCCAAAAAUAGUAGCCAGAUUUACAGCUUUCGUGCUUAGGGAUAGGAUCUUAUUUAACUUCAUUUGUAGCUCUAACAGUGGUCCUUCUACUCUUGUUAUUCUCACUACAAUUUAUAGGACUCAUGACGAAGUUGUUCUUAUAUAGAAAAAAAAAUAACAUCUGGCACAAAAGCAUACAAUUAGCAACGAAAUCCACACCAGAUUGCUUCACUUCAUCUUCUGAUAAAGAACUGAAUGAUAAAGGACAUGGGUGGCCAUAGUGCUGGGAAAAUGUAUGCAAAAAACACAUAAAGAAGCUCCUGGGCAUUCAGAUUCUAAAGCAGCCUUUGGAUAUUGAGCGAAAUUGUGCUAGAAAUUUUCAUUCAAAUUCCAAGUUGUUUGAGUUCUAGGGCGUUCAGAUUCCAAGAUACCACUGUAUAUCCAAUCUAAAGUGAACUUGUAUCUAAAUGUAAUUUGGCUGUGACUUUAAGUUUAGGGAAACACACCAGUUAUAAUUUUAACAAAAUAAGUCUACAUUGUUGAAUAGAAAUGUAUAAGAAUAAGAUGAAUAUAGAAUUCCAAAGGGAUCACUGUUUAAAAAGACAUGCACUGACAAAGGCUGAAAAUCUUCCAGUUGGUUGCAAGACGGAAUGCAUUUACAAUCUUCUGCAAUAUUCAGCUCCUUUUGUUCAGGUCGCUGGCAGCCAAUUUUGACACCUUUUAUCACUUUACAAAUUUCUUGACUUAAAGUAAACUGAAGUGAGUUCUCACUUUAUAUACUGUGUAAUAUAUGCAUGUUAUUUUGAAGACUUAUUACCCAUUUGACAGUUUGGUGCAGUUUUCUUAUUAAGCUUCACCUUUAACUGAAAGAAACAUUCAAUUAACUGCAUCUACUCUUUUUAGCUGCAUUUAAUUUUGUAGAGUACUUAUGUGUAAAAAAGAUUCUAAUUUCAACUCAACAUCUCUCUCUCCCUCUCUCUCUAUCAACCUCUCUCUAUCUCCCCAGAUAUAGAUAUAUAUAUAUAUGUAUAAAUAGGUUCUUUAUUAGUAAUUGUAGUGCCAUCUCCAGUUCAGCUCUUGGUUUACAUAUAUUACUAUCAGGCCGCAGUUACACAUUUAAACGGACACUCCAGCACUUUCUAUCUGUCUUCACCCAAAGGCCUACCAAAUCCUAUUACUAGUACAGUAACUUUUAAAAACAUCUAAAUUUUCUCUACUUCUACUACACUUGAAUUUAAACACAAACCCCCACCCUCUCAAAAUCAACAUUUCUGCUUGACUGGCCAGCAUGUUCAACUUCACUGAUCUAUGUAGCAGUGCAUUGUUUCAGCUCCAUUGCUUCAUGUAAAAAAUGCUGUUUCAGAAAUAAAAUGGCGUCU